AUGGACACCCCAACAACGUCCCCUACAACGCGCCCCAGCUUGGCAGACAUCUCUCUCCACACCUUGUACAAGCUCCUCGAGCCCAUAACGGUGCCUGCCGGUCAACCUCGAGCCAGUUUCAUCAACUGGGGACUCAGCUUCAGAUGCUCUCCUUUGGCCGUGUUCGAACCUGAGAACGAGUACCAAUGCGAACUCAUCUUCGAGCUCGUCAGGCGGGAAGGUAAGACGGUGCGUGCCGCAGGCAUCGGCCACAGUCCGAGCGACCUUGCAUGCACGGCGGACUAUAUGCUGCGAACCGAGAAGUUAAACAAGAUCAUCGAGAUCAAUACCGAGAAGAAUUAUGUCGUUGCCCAGGGUGGCAUCAUCCUCCAGUCCCUGCACGAUGCCCUGGAGGCGCACAACUUAGCCAUGAUCAAUCUCGGUUCGAUAUCGGACCAAAGUCUUGCGGGCGUAGUCACAACCGCGACCCAUGGUUCCGGCAUGUCUUACAAAGUCCUCUCGACACAUGUCCUGUCAUUGGUCCUCCUCCUCGCAGACGGGUCGCGUGUUCUAUGCUCCCACCAGGAGCGCCCCGACCUGUUCACGGCAUCGCUCUGCGGCCUGGGAAGCACUGGGCUCAUCCUAGAGAUCCGGCUAGAAGUUGAGCGCGCCUUCCGCUUGAAGGAGGUGCAGGAGAUGCGCGCGUUCGACGAGGUCGUGUCGGACGUCGAUGCUAUUGCCACGGCAGCGGAGCACGUACGCCUCUGGUGGUUCCCCCAGGCGGGCGUCGUACGAGUGUGCUCUGCGAAUAGAACAUCAGAGGCGAAGAGGCCUGUCGCUACCUGGCUGUGGCAUUCGAUAAUUGGAUACCAUCUGCUGCAAUUUCUGUUCUUCCUUGGGCGGUACAUCACGUCACUGAAUCCGUGGAUCGGCCGAUUUGGUGCUUGGCUCGUCCGCGAUAACGCAGUCGCCAUCGACGACAGCUACCGCAUCUUCAAUGUUGAUUGCAAGUUCCCGCAAUUCACAACGGAGUGGGCGAUUCCAUACGAGAAUACGCGUGCGUGCCUUCGGGAGUUGCGAGCAUGGCUGGACGAGGAGCAUGCAGACCCGCAUGGGCAGAGGCCUCAUUUCCCUCUGGAGAUCCGAUUCAGUGAUUCUGAUGACAUCUGGCUGAGCCCGAGCAGCGGCACCAAAACCUGCUGGGUAGGCAUAGUUCAGUACAAACCUUAUGGUCUCAAUGUUCCGUAUAGGAAGUUAUUCGCGCGCUUCGAAGAGAUCAUGACGCGCCAUGGGGGCAGACCACAUUGGGCCAAGGCCCACGAUCUCCGCCCUGAUGAUCUCCGCAGGCUCUACCCGCGCUUCGACGACUUCGUCAAAGUGCUCGAGGAAGUGGACCCCCGUGGAAUGCUGCGCAACGCGUAUGUGCAGCGUCAUAUCUUCGGAAAGGAGGGCCCCGAGUACGAUGGAAGGGUCUUCAAACAACAACAUCUUUGA
Messenger RNA from Sparassis crispa, 1473 nucleotides. RefSeq names its product D-arabinono-1,4-lactone oxidase. Gene Ontology annotation, cellular component: membrane; mitochondrion. The transcript has 5 exons. The record is from RefSeq and is a predicted model, not a curated record. Lineage: Eukaryota; Fungi; Basidiomycota; Agaricomycetes; Polyporales; Sparassidaceae. Gene Ontology annotation, molecular function: D-arabinono-1,4-lactone oxidase activity; FAD binding. The coding region runs from base 1 to 1473 and encodes 490 amino acids.